Molecule: messenger RNA, 1360 nt
Organism: Acyrthosiphon pisum (pea aphid)
Lineage: Eukaryota; Metazoa; Arthropoda; Insecta; Hemiptera; Aphididae
Product: SRR1-like protein
Exons: 2
Coding region: 198-935 (245 amino acids)
Cellular component (GO): cytoplasm; nucleus
Source: RefSeq, a predicted model, not a curated record
ACUAAUAUACUAUCGACUGUGACGGGAAACAUGCUAUCUUCAUAAUUCAUAUGCAUUCAGCAAUCAGCAUUGGCAAUUGGCGUUUUUAUUCGGAAUUUAAAAUUUAAAACUAGACUAAUUUAAGACCAAAAAAAUGAUGUAAGAUGUAACAUUAUAUUUUAAUAUUUUAACUAUACAGUAAAUAUAGAAAAAAUAUUAUGUCAAAAAAAAAUCGAAAACUCUUUUCUACAAGAUCUCAAAAAUAUAAAAAGAGCAUAGAAGAAUGUACAAAUAUUGUUGCCACUUCUCCGUUUUGGAUACACUUUUCAGCAACUAUUAAAGUGGAAUUAAAUGGAUCCAAUCCAUCAUCAAUCCUGUGCUAUGGAUUAGGAAAUUUUUUUGAGAGCAUACAAUCUAAAUACCAACUAGGUUUGCUAUUAACAAUUAAAAAUGAAUUUAAAGUGAAGAACUGUUAUGUUUAUGAUCCCAAAUUCACGGACGCUGAACGUUCCCAUUUAACGGAGAUUGGAUGUGAUUCACUCUGUGAAAAUGAAGAAGGAAAACGGAGUUUAUUACCCGGUACAUUUGUGUAUAUGCCUCAUUGUCCGAAACAGCUGCUAAAUAAUUUAUUAUGGGCAAAUUGGAAUAAGGAGAUACUUACGAGUUGUAUAAUUGUUUGUAAUAGCAUUGAUCAAACAGUGACUUCAACUUUAGACCGGAUUUUAAAUAAGUAUGCUUACUAUGUACAAAAAAUAUCUCCUCACGUCAUAGAAAAAAAAUGUUGUGAUGAUUUUAUUUAUGAUGAUGUAUUCAACGAUAUGGCACUUCAUAUAUUUCCUAAUGAAAAAUUAAAAGAACUUGAAGAUAUUUUUUGGGAACGAGGUAAAGAACCAUUAUAUGAUGAUGAUGAGCUAGAAUUUAUAACAAAAUUUGAGUGUAUGUCUUUCCAAUCUUAAUAUAUCAUACUAUGAUUAAACUUAAAACAACAAUAUGACUGUAGUUUAUGGUUCAUUAAUAAAUUAUAAUUUUUUGCUUAUAUAUUUUAGUAAUAUUGGGUGCUAACUAUAAACCUGAUUCUGACUCACAUUUUAUUUCUUCAUACAAAUUCAACUUCAAUACUAAUUUUCAGUGAGUAGAUGACAGCUGUUCAACAUUUCGUGUUCUACGGAUAUGAUAAAAAAGUUUUUAAUAAAACUUAUUAAAUACAAAUUAAAAUAGUUAAUAAAUAUCAUAUAAAUACACACUAAAUGUAAAUUUCCAUAGGUAUUAUUAAUUUCUUUUUUUUAUGGAACUGUUGAUUAAUAUAAGAGUUAUAUUAUAUUAUUUUAUAAUUAUUGUUCUAUGAUUAUAAUAUAUAAUAGUGAAUUCACCUAUUAUCAAA